Molecule: messenger RNA, 1689 nt
Organism: Camponotus floridanus (Florida carpenter ant)
Lineage: Eukaryota; Metazoa; Arthropoda; Insecta; Hymenoptera; Formicidae
Product: CCA tRNA nucleotidyltransferase 1, mitochondrial
Exons: 3
Coding region: 244-1566 (440 amino acids)
Biological process (GO): RNA processing
Molecular function (GO): RNA binding; nucleotidyltransferase activity
Source: RefSeq, a predicted model, not a curated record
AGAAUAAUAAAAUUAAUAUACGCGUACACAUUAUGUUAAGUGUACUAGCUGGGCGAGUAACGAAUCGGCUCAGCGGACUCCUUUAUCGCAAAAUCGUAAGUAAAAUAAUCGUUCUGUUACAGCAUAGAUAAAAAAUUAAAAACCGUCAAAGUUGGGUUAUGUCAAAUACCCAGCUGAUUUCAAUGCUGGCAGACAGAGAGAUAUAAAUUUGCAAGGAGAAACUUAAGGACGAAAAGGACUUGGAUGGAAGUUAAAAACUUCGAUGUGCUGUCGAGAACCGAUCCCGUCAUCAUGAAGCUGGAUUGCCCGGAAUUUCAUUCGGUUUUCACACCGGAAUUGCAGACCCUUGCGAAUUUAUUCAAGAAGUAUAAUUACGAAUUACGAAUCGCCGGCGGUGCCGUUCGCGAUAUUCUCAUGAGUAAACAGCCCAAAGAUCUUGAUUUCGCAACCGAUGCUACACCGCAGCAGAUGAAAGAGAUGUUCACGAAGGAGGAGAUCAGAAUGAUAAAUGAGAAAGGGGAGAAGCAUGGGACGAUAACAGCGAGAAUAAACGACAAGGAGAACUUCGAAAUUACUACUUUGCGAAUCGACGUCCUGACUAAUGGACGGCACGCGCAGGUAGAAUUUACAAAAGAUUGGAAACUGGACGCGAAUAGACGAGAUCUGACUAUUAAUUCCAUGUUUCUCGAUCUCGAUGGUACAUUGUAUGAUUACUUUUAUGGUUACGAUGAUCUGCAAAGAAAACGAGUGGUUUUCGUAGGCGACGCUGAUACCAGGAUACGUGAAGAUUAUCUUCGAAUCCUCAGGUACUUCCGUUUCUAUGGAAGAAUAAUGGACAGUCCUGAUAAACAUGAUGAGGCUACGAUAAAGGCAUUGAAAGAAAAUAUCGACGGUCUGUCACAAAUAUCUGGUGAAAGAAUCUGGAGUGAGUGGAAUAAAAUUCUGAUGGGCAAUUUUGCCUUAGAGUUGACUCUGAAACUACUCGAAUGCGGCGCCAGUAAACAUAUCGGUUUACCUGAGGAACCUGUCGUAGAAAAUUUUCGAAUUGUUUAUCAACGCGCCUUGUCCAAUAAUGUAACUUUGAAACCCAUAUCCUUGAUCGUGUCGAUGCUAAGGAACGAAGAUGAAGUAAUGACGGUACAUAAUAGAUUGAAACUGUCAAAUUCCGACAGAGAUUUAGCAUUUUUUCUGAUGCAACAUAGAGAGUACAUACCAUGUGAAAAACCAUUAAAACCUUAUCAGCAACUGAUCCUUAUUCAGUCAACAGGCAGAUAUGAAAUCUAUCGAGAAUACGUGAAGGAGGUAUUGAGAUAUCGUGGCGCCAUGGAACUUCUGGAUGAAGUCGAACAAUGGAAAAUUCCGAAAUUUCCCAUCAACGGCAAUAUGAUGAAGGAACAUGUGUCGAAUCCAAAGAUAAUCGGCCUAGUUUUAAAAAAAUUGAAACAAAUUUGGAUUGACGAGGACUUUAAGCUCACUAGUGAACAUCUUCUAGAACAUAUACCAAGUAUACUCAGUGAAUUAGAAGAAGAAAAAAUAAAACGUCAAAAACAUCACAAAAAAACAUGAAAUACGUUUUUCAAAUAUUGAGUUUUAUGUGUAUCUGCACUAAAAGAAUACUGUUGUCGUUUAUACAAAUAGAAACACACAGAUUAAUUUGUUACUGCAAAUUAAUCUUUAAAUAGAUUUGAA